Molecule: messenger RNA, 3348 nt
Organism: Aplysia californica (California sea hare)
Lineage: Eukaryota; Metazoa; Mollusca; Gastropoda; Aplysiida; Aplysiidae
Product: adipocyte plasma membrane-associated protein
Exons: 10
Coding region: 64-1323 (419 amino acids)
Biological process (GO): biosynthetic process
Molecular function (GO): strictosidine synthase activity
Source: RefSeq, a predicted model, not a curated record
UGCUCAGCUCUACACAGCAACACAACUUUUUCUUGGACUGUGCCUCAGAACGAAGAACUAAACAUGUCUGGCAAAGAUGGUGUUCGCCAAAGACGCUCCGGGAACUCAAGUCCUGAGCAGCGAUCGGUCGGUGAAGAGGAAGCAAUAAAGAAAGCCUCUAAUGGGUGGAUCCGUGCUUUUUUUAUUGCUGUUGUCCUCGCACUCUUCAUCCCAAUAUUCAUUAUGUUACUUCUGCCGUGUCCUAUUGAGCCUCUGGAAAUUUCUGGUUUGACAGAUCGACCAGAACUGACUGGUGUGCUGAAGCCAAACAACCUUCUUCAUUUAUGUGAGAAACUCUACCAAAAUCACUUGGAGGGUCCUGAAUCAAUUGAAAUAGAUGGAGAACACAUUUACACAGGCACAGCUGAUGGCUGGGUCAAGCACAUCCAUAAAGGAGAGGUGCAGAACUUGGUGCGGUUUGGAACACCACCGUGUGGUGGAAUAAUGAAUGAGAAUACCUGUGGUCGACCUUUGGGUAUGCGGAUGAGCAAAGACGGAUUUCUGAUUGUCAUUGACGCGUACUAUGGUUUGUACAAGGUGAACGUGGCAACUGGUGACUACACCCUGCUCGUCUCAGCAAAGACUCCUGUUAACGGGAGGCCAUUAAAGUUUGUGAAUGAUCUUGACUUUGGUCAUGAUGGGAAGAUCUAUUUCACAGACACCAGUUCUAGAUGGCAUCGCAACCAGUUUAUGAACGUGGUAUUUGAAGGCUCUGCCACUGGCAGACUCCUGGUGUAUGACCCUGUUACUGGUGAUGUGAAACAAUUGAUGGAUGGUUUUCUUUUUGCCAAUGGUGUGCAGUUGACUAAAGACAAAAAAUCUGUCCUUGUUUCAGACACAAUGGCAGGCAGGAUUUACCGAUACAUUUUGCAAAGUGGAGAUACGGUGGUGUGGGCGGACAAUCUCCCUGGACUUCCUGACAACAUCCGUUAUUGUUUGACCUCGGGGACUUACUGGGUGGGAUUUGCAGGCGUCAGACAAGCUGGGAAGUUUUCUAUUGUCGAUUCAUUGGCUUCACAUCCAUGGAUCCGUGGAAUCCUGGCCAAGGUUGUUACAGUUUCAAAUUUUCCCACCGUAGCGAAGCAUCUGAGCAGUACAGACACAAAAGCUAUUACACUGGAGAUGUCCGAGGAUGGGAAAAUCCUCCGAAGCCUUCAAGACUCCACAGGUGCUGCCUUGCAUGGGGCCAGCCAAGUGUCAUGUGCUGAUGGAGCCUUAUACUUUGGUUCCUUCCAUUCCACGUAUUUGAGCCGCUUAUACAAGAAGAAGAUUCCUGGAUUUUAGAGCAUUUUUACCUUGUAGUUGAUUGAAAGUUUAGUAACAUCCUUUACCACAAGUGUUUUACCAUUUUCCUUGAUUUCAGAGAUUUAGAAAAUCGUUAAGUAUUGACCUGUAGAUAAAUACAGAACAGAAAUCCUGAUAUGCUAUAGAAAGCUACGGCAGCAACCACAAAUAUCGGUGAUACGCUGAUGCAAUAUUGUUAUUGUAUUAGAGACUAGCUAGUUUUAUAGUUCCUCAUGAAUAUAGAUUAGUCUCUCACCAAAGGUCCAGUGUGUCAGAUUAUUUUUUCCAUACUGUGUGGAUUUCCAGUAUAGAUAUGAAAGGUCUUUUCUCCUCUCCUCCUACCAAUUCUUGGAAGCAAUUUAUUUAUUCACUAGAGCUGCAGUUGCUGCAGACUCUGAAUUCUAAAGGGAGUUUUAGUUGACAUGUACUAUUCAUUGAUGUUUGAACAGUAUUAAGGCUCUUUAGGCCGAUACUUUUUGCUCUGCAGUAUUUUUUGUUUUCAGUUCACAACUCCUGUUCAUACAGACAGCUUACUUUAAUAUCAUUGAAAAGUCAAUCUAUUAACUUUGGUUAAUGGCCACAAAUGUCUUUACUUAUGUUUGAGUUUGAGCUGGAAUUUUCAAAAACUUGACUUUCCGAAAAUCCUCACGGCUAAGUUGGGUUGUUUUAUUUUGUUUUUGGGUUGUUGUUUUUUUUUAUUGGGGAGAGGGGUGGUUGUAGUUUUCAGUACGGAGCAUCUAUUACAGAUCCGUCAGUGGGGUUAUAAUUACCCACAUUUUUUGUGAUCUACAUCACACUUGCUCAUGUAUGCCCAUCCAGAUGAGCAGAAACAGUCAUCUUUAGUGCACAGAGCAUUCCUUCACAUUUUCUAUGAAAACUUUUCUGGAGUAAUUUUGUGGGUAUUUGAAAAGUUCAGGAGACAAAUUUAUGAAAUCUUUGGUGCAGAUGAUUUGCUCACAUUUCCAAGAAAGAUUUGAAUCUAGUCUGAGGUUUUUGUGAAGUCUGCUCCGGGAUGUCAUUAUUCCAGAUUAUAUUUCAUGUUCGAAUUUUAUUGUUUAUGGUUCCAAAUAUUUUCUUCUGCAACUUACAUUACUUUUAGCAAUUUUCAAGUAAGCUGCAAUCUCAUGCAAAAGUAGUGCAAGGACAUGCAAAUAUUUUUAGAUUCGAGUUGACAUGACUUUCAGUAGUUACAAGGAACAGAGUAUUUUGUCUUUAAACUAAAGCAAUUGUUCACCACCAACAACAUUGCUAUUAAAUUUAUGGUCAACAAAGGAAUUAGUCUAUGUACGUAAAUUUUUAAUACUCUUCUCAAAUUCUUGCUUCCUAUCUUCAGGAUACUUUGUUGCUUAAAGCUUUGUAGUUAUUAAUAAUGAUUAUAAUAAAUUAUACUUUUAUUUGUCCCAGAAGGGCACUUUGUUUUACAAUGACAAACAUACAUACAUACACGAAUACAUAAUUAUAAAUAUGUACAUACAUAAAUACAUACAUAUAAAUACAUACAUAUAUGUAAAUACACACUAUUACACAAAUGCAGAACAGUUUACAAUGCAACUGUCGGUCGCCACUGAGCAGCGCCCUGUAUUUUGAGCUAGGGUUGUCGUGUCUUGCUUAAGGGCACACUCCAGUGACCUCUCAUCUGAUCCCUGUGUCACCGACACUUGCUUGACAUUGCUUGAGUCAAAACUCACUACUCACUUAGCCACUGGAGCCCCCUGAAGAUAUAGAAUCCUAUUAUAUGAAAAGUUUGUGCAUAAAUACAAGUUAUUGCCUAAUGAAAAAAAACCUAAAUUACUACAAAUUGUGAAGACUCAAAUUUAUAUUUUUACACUGAAAGUGAUAGUCUGCGAAGUUUCAGGGUUUUAGGAACUUCAGUUCAAGGUUUCUCAGUGACCCAUAUCAAUUUUCUUAUCAAAUAUCGGUGUGAAAGUGAAAGCUAACUAUAUAUGUAAAUGUGACUAAACAUUUUGACUUUGUACUUUUGGCUUCUUCUUAUAAAUUUUUCAUUUAAGUAACUCACCUUGGGGG